This is a messenger RNA of Rotaria sp. Silwood2, 696 nucleotides long. The record is from the annotation of a GenBank genome assembly. Lineage: Eukaryota; Metazoa; Rotifera; Eurotatoria; Philodinida; Philodinidae.
AUGUAUUACGCAUUUGUAAUUGUUGGAUUCCUAUUUACGGCCUAUGGAUACGCCCAUAGUAAUGAAGAUCGAUAUUAUUUCGAAUCAAUCUUACAAGCAUUAUGGCGAUAUCCAAUUGUAAAACAAAUACUUAUCCGUUUGUGUAGUAAAGAACUUGAUAAAUGUAAGCAUGAUCAAAUGCUACGAGCUUAUACAAAUAUGAUUAAUGAUCAUAAUUUACAACAAAUCUUAGAUAGUCUUAUUGAAUGUUUUAUUAAUUCAGAAACAUGUAUUCAAAACGAUGAUUGGCAACAAUGGUCAGAAUGGAGUUCAUGUUCAGUUAGUUGUGGAAUUGGUCGUAUUGUACGUACUCGAUCUUGCAAAUCCGAUCGUCAAUGUUUAAUAGGUUCAUAUUCAACUCAAACCGAUUAUUGUUUUAUUAAAUCUUGUACAACAAAUAAUGAUCGAAAACAUUUAAAUAUACUAGAAGAUAAUAUUAUUUCACAUACUAUCGAUCAUAAAUUAAUACGUAAUAAUUUAAAUAUUAUUUUUAUUUUUAUUUUUCCAUUUUUCUUUACACUUUUAUGUAUACCAUUAUGUGUGUAUUAUUAUAUAUAUGAAUGUGAUUUUAAAAUUCAUGCAUUAACUAUUUAUAUUCUAUCUCUAUGUAAUAGACAUUGUGAAGCGAAGAAAAGAAGAAUAAACACAAGUCUAUGA